GGCUUCCGGAAGGGGUGGGGCUUGGAAUAGCUGCAAUGAACGGAAGUGGUGUCUUCUACGGACUACGCGAAACAGCCAAAAGCUGGCGCUAGGGCUAGGGUCCAAGGUUCCCACGGAGCCAUGCAGAGCGGGAGCAUGGCAGACGACCAGCAGAAGGACACGUCUGACAUGUCCUUUGAGGAGCUGUUGGAGUUGCAGAGCCGAGGGGGACCCAGGGCAUGCAAACAGUUGGCUGGAAGAAGCGCUCCUAAGCAAAGCCCCAGACAACCUGUGUGUGUUGCCGAUAAGCACCGGCCUCUGGAAAUGUCAGCCAAAGUCCGAGUGCCAUUCUUACGCCAGGUUGUUCCUAUCAGUAAAAAGGUAGCCCGGGACCCCCGCUUUGAUGAUCUGUCAGGGGAAUAUAACCCCGAGAUAUUUGACAAGACUUACCAAUUCCUGAACGAUAUCCGAGCCAAGGAGAAAGUGCUUGUGAAAAAGCAGUUGAAGAAGCGCCGAUCAGGGGAGGAGCGUGAGAAGCUGCAGCAGCUGCUUCGGCGAAUGGAACAGCAAGAGAUGGCACAGCAGGAGCGAAAGCAGCAGCAGGAGCAGCGCCUGGCCUUGAAGCAGGAGCGGCGGGCUCUGGCACAGCAGGGCCAUCGGCCAUACUUCCUGAAGAAAUCUGAGCAGCGCCAGUUGGCCCUAGCUGAGAAGUUCAAGGAGCUGAAACGCAGCAAGAAGCUGGAGAGUUUCCUGAGCCGAAAGAGGCGUCGAAACGCGGGCAAGGACAGGAAGCAUCUCCCUUUGAGCAAUUAGUACUAAGGAACUGUCCCAGGGAGACCUGGGUCUAUGGGACAAGGCUGGGGUUGGCCAGUUCUGGUUCCUCCCUGGUGAAAGGCAAGCAUCAUACUCCCCCUGAACUGGGCUGCCUCAGAGGACUGGCGUGCUGUGCCCCUGGGUGUGCUAGGGCUGUCCAGCCACAGAAGCCCAGCCUUCCGUCAUGUCACAGUGCCUUCUCAGAUUCGUUCAUCACGGUCUCAUGUUCUCCUUCCAUUCUUUCCUUAUGACAUGGGUACCUUCAUGGCUCCAGGGAAGGGACUUCACAGAAGAGCCACUUUGACAACAUGCUUGUUACUCAUUGUUUUAUUGUUGUUAUUUUUAAUUGUGUGAAUGUUUCUGUGUGUAGGGGUAUGUGCACUGAAUGCAGGGACCUUUGAAGGGCACAGCUUUUACUUCCCCCUAGAACUGGAGUUAGAGAUGGUUGUAAGCUGCCCAGUGUGGAUGCUAGGUACCAAAUGAGCCCUUUGCAAGAACAAACCACACUUGAUCACUGAGCCAUCGCUGUAGUCCCCCACUUCUACUUACUUAUCCAUUCUUAUUUUGUUUUGUUUUUUCUUGUAUGUAUGUGUGACGGUGUUGGAUUCUGGAGUUAUAGACAGUUCUGAGCUAUAUGGUUGCCAGGAAUUAAACCUGGGUCCUCUGGAAGAGCAAUCAGUGCUCUUAACCACCAAGCUAUCUCUCCAGCCACCCCGUUGUUGUUGGUUUGAGACAGGAUUUCUCUAUGUAACAGCCCUGGCCAUGCUGGAAUUUACUUCAUUGACCAGGCUGGCUUCAAAAUCAGAGAUCUGCCUGCCUCUGCCUCCCAAGUGCAGGGAUUAAAGAUUGCCUGCACCACCACCUGGCCCCAUUUUGUUUUUAGUUGGAGACCUGGAACUUACUGUUUUGGUGAGCUGUCUGUGGUCCACAGUGCAACAGAUCAGAUCAGGGCCCUCUCCAUCUUAAAUCUAGGCCCUGAGAAGAUGUCUUAAGUGUCACUUGACCUUCGGUAGAGUGGGAUGUGGGAGGUAGUGAGUCCACGUUUUUCAGCAUCUACCUGAGAAGGGACUUCAGUGUUUUUGCUCCCUUGCCCCUGGGCCUGUUACCUAGUGAGGCAGAGCAUUUGCAAAUGCAGUGUGUCUUACUUCCUGGUAGGAUUGUGGGUACGUGCCAUCACACCCAUCCAGGACAUUAAAAAGGAAGUCACUAUGCUUGUA
This is a messenger RNA of Alexandromys fortis (reed vole), 2009 nucleotides long. It is a transcript of the gene Rrp36, whose product is annotated as ribosomal RNA processing 36. The coding region runs from base 121 to 792 and encodes 223 amino acids. The transcript has 7 exons. Gene Ontology annotation, biological process: maturation of SSU-rRNA from tricistronic rRNA transcript (SSU-rRNA, 5.8S rRNA, LSU-rRNA). Lineage: Eukaryota; Metazoa; Chordata; Mammalia; Rodentia; Cricetidae. Gene Ontology annotation, cellular component: 90S preribosome; nucleolus. The record is from RefSeq and is a predicted model, not a curated record.